AUGGGCUGCUGUAAAUGCUGCACGCCGAAGGUGCAGGCCAUCGUGGGCCUGUCUAUUGCUCCGCUGAACUUUGCAAUUCUCAUCUGGGCAAUUGCAGAGAAAGUCAGAUGGACUCCGUUCUAUGUGCCUAUGGAGUGCGACUCGCCGACCCCCGAUGGCGUGAGGCUCUCAUUGCUCAGCAUGCCAUCUCCUUUUGCCGAGUCCAUGGGUUUGACACCGGGGUCUCCUCCACAUGGCAUCUACACGAACAUGACUGUCACGACCGCCUGCUUCAACCCGGGUCAGGCACAGACAACCAUUCUGGCUGCAGGUUUCGAGGCUGUCGAGCUGGCACCGAACCUCACCGAUCUGGAGAACGGCGGCUUCGGUCUGCCGUAUACGGAGAGUGCGAGGGCACACUUGGCUGGGGAUGCGGUGUAUCCCAUCGGGGGUCGGGGCGAGAUGGUGACCGUCGUGCAGACGGCAAUGACCAUGGAGAACAUUUUGGCGAGCAUGACCCCCGAUGUCACUGCGCGCGGCUACUCAGUUGGCUAUUCUCGCGUAACUCAGACAGUGCAGACAUGUGCCGCGAUCUUCGGCCUAGUGAGCUGCACCGAUGUGCCGUCCGAGCAGUUCUGCGGAUCCUACGCAGGCAACUGCAUGGUGCCAGUGCUCGACUCCUCUGGUGAUCCAGUCGUGCCGGAGCAGCUGGAGCCCGCCCUCUGUGCCUACACCGGGAAGCUCUGUGGCGAAGAGGCCGAGGUCCAUGCCCAGUUGAGCCCGGAGGCAAUGGGAAUUCAGGUGGUGAACCAGAUGGCCUGCGAUGCGGCGCUGGGGCUUCCUAACGGCACCCUGUGCAACGUCAUCGAGGCGCCAGGUGUGGACCCGGCCACUAUGCGGCCACGCGUCGUCGAGCCUGCUAUCACCCUGACCACAGAGGCUCUUGCCAGGAUGAACGAGGGCCUGGCGGUGGCAGAGUCGGCCAUAAACAUGAUGAUUUGGAUUACUCUUGUGCUUCAGGCCCUCCUCUUCGUUGUCAACUUGGCAUCUGGGCUUUUCAACCUCCGGAAGCAUUUGCGAGCAAAGGCCGCCGCUCAGGCCGAAGCGAGAGGAGCCCCACCCACCUUGGCCACGAAUGCCUUGGACAGCAAGCCGUAG
Symbiodinium necroappetens is the source of this 1137-nucleotide messenger RNA. NCBI's taxonomy places the organism in Eukaryota, Dinophyceae, Suessiales, Symbiodiniaceae. The record is from the annotation of a GenBank genome assembly.